AUGACGGAGCUUCCAAAGUAUGUCUUGAUAACCGGCGGGGCCGGUUUUAUUGGGAGCCAUCUUGUGGAUCGCUGCCUGGCGGAAGGCUACGAUGUGACCAUCCUGGACAACCUAUGCAGUGGGUGCGAGGCCAACUUCCGGCCGCACACAUCCAACCCCCAUUUUCACUUUAUCCAUCACGAUAUCAAGAACCCUUUACCGGUUGACCUCACGCUACGUCCGCCCGGGAAGGCGUUUUCGCUAAUUUUCCACCUCGCCUGCCCGGCCUCCCCGGUUCACUACCAACAUGACCCCAUCAGCACCACCCUCACCUGCGUGAAUGGGACCUACCACCUUUUAACGCUCGCGGUCCAGAUGGAUUGCCCGAUAUUGAUCGCCUCGACCUCGGAGGUUUACGGCGAUCCGACGCUGCACCCUCAGCCCGAGGAAUAUUGGGGGAAUGUGAACUUUACCGGAAUUCGCAGCUGCUAUGAUGAGGGAAAGCGAUGCGCGGAGUCCCUUUGUUUUGAUUUUCAUCGCCGCUAUGGCGCCAAGAUUCGGGUCGCGCGGAUUUUCAACACCUAUGGACCCCGCAUGUGCUUUGACGAUGGCCGGAUUGUUUCCAAUUUUAUGAUUCAGGCCCUUCGGGGGGACGACAUCACGAUUUACGGCACCGGGGCCUACACACGUUCGUUUCAGUACAUCGACGAUUUAAUCGAAGGGUUUUGGCGGUUGGUGCACCAUCCGAGCGAAAUUGGCCCGGUGAACUUGGGGAAUACCGAGGAGUACACGGUAAAGGAGAUGGGCGAAAAGAUCGUCGGGCUUCUACCGGGUUCGAAGUCGAAACUUACCUACCUUCCCGGGGUCUCGGAUGAUCCCAAGCAGCGGCGGCCGGACAACAGCAAGGCCAAGCGGGUGCUCGGAUGGGAGCCGAAGGUGAAGCUCGACGAGGGUUUGCGUCGAACUUUGGAGGAGUUCAAGUCUCGUCUCUAG
Messenger RNA from Phytomonas sp. Hart1, 972 nucleotides. The record is from the annotation of a GenBank genome assembly. Lineage: Eukaryota; Euglenozoa; Kinetoplastea; Trypanosomatida; Trypanosomatidae.